Molecule: messenger RNA, 1572 nt
Organism: Phytophthora sojae
Lineage: Eukaryota; Oomycota; Peronosporomycetes; Peronosporales; Peronosporaceae
Exons: 1
Coding region: 1-1572 (523 amino acids)
Source: RefSeq, a predicted model, not a curated record
AUGAAGUGCAACAUCCCCAACUGCGAUCCCUACGACGCGUAUCAUCCGCCAAGCUUCUGGCCUUCUCCACCGCUGCCUCCAACCUCCGCUCUCGUCCGGAUCUUGUUCUCCAAGUUGAAGACUCUCAGAGGCGUUGCCAUCCCGCAAGUGGCUCAACGCGUGAGCAACCUCGUCGGUGCUGCUCCGUGCGAGGAAGCCAUUGUGGGCGCCUGCUUCGUUUCGACCAGUAACGAGACGCUCGACUGGAUCGCCGACCACGUCUGGCACAGGCGACCACGAUGGUACCAGAAAGCUACGCAGAGAAUUAGCCGACGCGUCACCGACUGGGUUAAACGGCGCACGACACCCACCGGCCCCGAGCCUUUAACCAUAGUUCAAGCAGUUGUAGCUACUAAGUUGGGCCAGACGAGGGCUGAUACCAACACAAUGCUACUGGUAGCGCAGAAGAUUGGCGAGAAUCUCGUUGAGUUAACCGACGAUCCCAUCUGGCUCGAAAUCGCAUACAACAACCCGUCCAUCGACAAGGUUGAGCGCAUGGUUUCUCACCUUGGACCCAUGACGGAAGAUCGCUAUUUGUUCCUGCUGGACGCGUGUAUUCAGAGUGGACACAUGCACUUGGUCGGGUGGGCGUGGACCCACCUGGACGCGUACGGGGAACCCGACUAUGAAGCCAUCCAUGACAUUGUGAUCCCGAUCGUGGCAUCCGCUUUGUCGCUGGUUAAGUCCCAAGUCUUGGAUAUGUGCGCGUUUGUCCUCGGUCUUUCGCGCGUUCCUGUCAUCGAUGUCGACGAAUCGUUGCUGAAACUGUUGUCGAGGGGUGUGGAGACUGGCGACUGGGCGGUGGUGCUCUGGGUUUGGAAACAAUUCGGCGAACUGGCAACGUAUCGGUUGGGUAUUUUCAACAUAAUCGUCGCAGCUGUUUCGUCCGGUAUGUUUCCAGAAGCGUCAGACACGUGUGAACGCCUAUUCCGACUCUCCAGCAACUCAGUAAGGCUGGAAGAUUACCAGAUCCGCAUCCUGAGCGUGAAUGGCCAAUGUCCAAGAAUGUCCAAGGCGCUUAAGUGGUUCAUUGAGUCCGGGAUGACUUUGGAGAUCGAUCUGGUGUUUGAGUUUGAGAGUGCAGCGAUUCGUGACUGCGAGUCCGUUCUGCAGGUUUUGAUAGAAGUCAUGGCGGGUCCUAACUUCCGCUAUCGCCUUCGGGAUCAGCUGGACAUGAUUCGAUCGUCGGAGCGAUGCGACCGCGUCAAGGAGUACAUUGACGCUCCUGUUAUUGUCGAGAAACUCUGCGCUGUUAUCAUGGAUAGGUCGGGUUUUGCGUUGAUGGAGAAGGUGCUCAAGACGUUUGCCGAGCUGACCCAGCCAUCGCCGAUUACGCCCAAGAUCGAGAAAGCAAUCGCGAAGCUGGCAGCGAGGUCGAACGAUUUAGAGUUCGUCCGGUUCGCCUACCGCGUUGUGAGCAGCACGAUCUGUCGCGAGGUUUUGCUACCUGAGUGCGCUGCCCGCGGAAGUGAAGCAAUUGUGAGCUGGCUGGAAAUUCAGAUGCCUCAAGCCAAGCGCCAGCGACUGCAGUGA